UUAUGCGAGGUCAAAAUUUAUGGUUGGGACGUGUUCAAUUUUUUUGUUAUGUUUGUAGUUAAGUUUUAAUUAUUCAUGAAAGUACCUGUACACUUUGUACUUGUGAAAUUAUAGUUCACGUACCGUAUCUUAUAAACAAGAUGCAACUAUUAAUGCAGGAAUAUAAAAUAAGCACUUUAUUGCAACCUGAAAGUUCUCCGGUUAUGAAACUCUUUGUACACUCUUCUAUUUCUGAAACUAUAGCUGAAGUUUCGCAGUGAGGAGUUUGAAAAUCAAUACAAGUUCUCUCAGUUAAAACGCAAAUUAAAACCGAAUAAAAGCGAGUCUUCACACAAAUGAAGAUAUCCUUAUUGAAGUUAACAACGAAAAUAAGCUUAUUCAACAAGCACUAAUGGAAAUCGAAAGUUGCUUCGUAGCCUCUUUCGCCAUUUUGUCUGAUCUUUGAGCAUCAUUAAGUACCAGUGAAUCUCAUUGGACCAGAAACAUAACCGUUUUAUUGCAAUUAACUUCGUAAAUAGAAUUUCACUCUCAUUGACUUUGAAGUUUUUCUAGGUCUCGUGUAGUUGAGAUUCCCAUGAAAUCCGUUCUCUAACAAGCAGUUUAUCCGAGCAUUAAGGCGUCGAGCAACCCUCGAAACUAAAUUAGACCUCGAGAUUAGCUACCUCGAGUGUCGAUAAGCGGAAAAUGAACGUGGAAGAAGAAUCGUCGACGGUCUAACUUCUAAGCGAUAACGAUUUACGAGAUGAACCGUUUCACCUUACACCCCUAAUCUUUUAAACGCGCUUAUAGCAAUCAUGAACUUGCGAAUUUUAUCCAGAAAUAACCGAGUAUCCAUGUAUCAGCAUAUUGCUUGAGAUUAAUAUUCUUGGAAAUAAUGAUUUUUCAUUUGAUGCUUGAUAGCGAUUAUAGAUACGUCAAGUCGUUUAUAUAAUGAUCGCUGCAAACCUUUUUGUCGCAAUUAUCCUGUUAGAUGCUUAUAUUUAUGCACUGUAAUAUAUUUACCCAAGGCGAACAAAUAUUUUUUUCCUUGCAUCUGUUUUGAGAAUAACACGUUUUUAAGGUGAUGAUUAUAUGCGACUAUAUUACCCACACUUGUUAUAAUUAGAACGGCAUUAGAACUGCAAAUCACCAAGGAGGUUCAAUUCGAUGUAUUCCGACAGACAACAUACGAACUUAUGUCCGAAUUAAGUUAACUUAAACUGCAUUCAAUUAGCGUAUUAAACUGUGAAGUGAUGAAUGAGGUUAGACAGUUCGCUCAAAUGAGGUUAAGUAAGUCUCAUUUUCUCAGUCUGCAGAGUGAUUUAUUUUACUACUCCGUAUUAUCGAUCCAAUCAUUUCCUUCUAUCCUUAUUUUCUAAACGCGAGUAACAUAAACGAGCUCCAGAAACGUGUGUUAAGUAAUCCGGUAAAGUCAGUCGGUGAGUUCAGAAGCGACCAAGCAGGAAACAAGUCGGUGAACUCGGCAGAGAUAGGUCCUUAGUCCUCUAGGAACUCGACCCGAUGCUAGAUCGUACCAGGACAGUUGCUUGUGCAACUUUCUCGUUGGAGGAUUUGCAAACACGGAAGAGGUUUCAAACCAGCCUACUGAGUUCCACUGGUGGUCGCAGUGUACGCAGACCCGUGGUAACGCUCGGAUCGUUCGUCCUUGACAGAACAGAUCUAGCCAAGAAGAUUGCAAGAGGGAGAACGAGAACGGCUGUGCAACCGAUGCAGCUUCGUUGAACGGCGCGGGAUCACGUACGAAGGACGCUAUCGAUGAUCUCGAUCGUUGUCGCGACGACGACUCCACCAGGAUGCCAGAGUUAAAGGGCGAUCAGGACCAGGUGAACGACGAGGAAGUUUGCCUGGAUUUGAGCGAACCGUCACCCGAGGUGAUGGAUUACGCCAGGAGGGAACUGGGAGAGACUGAGGAGGUCAGGUGCAGCACUCUUCAGGAACUGAGAGAUAUGAUUUAUGAGAGAGGCGAGUGCAUGCCGCACAGAAUGGAUGACGACUUCUUGAUCAGAUUCCUGCGAGCGAGGAACUUUAAUGUGAACCGUGCUCACCGAUUGAUAGUGAAUUACUGCAACUUCAAAGAGGAGCAUCCAGAGAUUCAUCAGGAUGUGAGUCCAGUGGAGAUGAAGCAUAUCGGCGAGGACGACGUGAUGACGGUGCCUGCUUACAGGACACAAUGCGGCAGAAGAAUAAUGAUCUAUCGAUUGGGAAACUGGGAUCCAAGAAAAUAUUCCGUGGAGGAGUUAUUCAAGGCUACGGUUAUCAUACUGGAGCUCGGGGUCUUGGAGCCCAGAGCACAAAUUCUUGGCGGCGUCGCCAUUUUUGAUCUGGAAGGCAUCACCAUGGCUCAUGCCUGGACCAUUACUCCACAGAUAGCCAAUAUGGUGACGGCACUGAUGGUGACGGCGUUUCCCAUGAAAACAUACGCCAUACAUAUUCUACAUCAAUCCUGGGUGUUCGACGUGAUGUUUUCGGUGUUCAAGCCGCUGUUGGACGUCCGGAUGCAGAACAAGAUCUUUUUCCACGGUAGCAACAUGGAUAGUCUUCAUCAACACAUUUCUCCGACUCAUUUGCCGAAGAAAUAUGGCGGAACCAGAGAGGAAUUGGCUUACUACAAAUGGAUCGAUAAUCUCAGCAAGGUGCCUAAGAUCGUUAAGGAAAUGAAGCAGCUUGGUUACAUCGUCCCUGAUGAGAUACAGAAACAAGUGGACCAAUCUUCGGAUGAUUGAAGAAACGGGAGGAGCGGAGAGAACUUCUGAGACAUUUUAUUCAGAAUGUUCUGCGCGUUAUUUUGUACUGCCGAUUGUAGUAGCUAUACUUAGAAUUAACCUUUGGAUAUAUGGCGUGAUGCGUGGCGAAUGUGGGGCUGCACAGUGAUAAAAGAUUUGUCGGGAUAGUUAAUACUAUAUGUUUUAAAUAUUUAAAUCUGGAAGGCCAUUUUAGGGGCGAGACAAAAGGCUGUCAGCGUAAAAGUUUAUAAGAUUUUCUAUUUUUUUAUAUAAAACAGAUUAGAGGUUAGGUCUUGAAUGACUCGGUAUCCGAGGGUUAAUAAACAAGAAUUUAAGAACGGUCGAGGAGUACUUUCCUUUCAUCUUUUUACGAUUCAUAAGCCGAUUUGUAUCAUUAUUUUAAUGUACUUAUUCUCUGUUAGAAUGGAAGCAUAUUUUCAUUUUUUGAGUACACUUUAUUCUAGUUAGUAAGGUAUAUUUCCUUUUCAUCCAUUGUAAGAUUGAAACAUUGAUUAAAAGCAGCGAACAAGGGAUCGUUAGCGAUUGUA
Molecule: messenger RNA, 3271 nt
Organism: Megachile rotundata (alfalfa leafcutting bee)
Lineage: Eukaryota; Metazoa; Arthropoda; Insecta; Hymenoptera; Megachilidae
Product: alpha-tocopherol transfer protein
Cellular component (GO): membrane
Molecular function (GO): phosphatidylinositol bisphosphate binding
Source: RefSeq, a predicted model, not a curated record